AUGGUCUCCGCUAAAAGCAAACUCUGUCGCGCUGAAUCACCCCCGAUACGGCUACGGAUCCCUAUAUCAGAGCAGACUGAGAAACAGAGGGCAAUAAAGAAGGAAUGCCGGAAGAUUGGAAGGUCUAUGGCGUCUAGCCGAUAUCGACGCAGGCAAGGUGAAGCAGGGAAGACUACAAACCGGUUGAGGAUGGCAAAAAAAAGAGCUCAGAUGACAGAUGGGGAAAAAGCUGCGACAAAUGAGAGGCGAAAGGCAGCAGCUGCUGCAUCAUAUCUCAGGAAUCGAAAGACUGUCCUUCGGAAAGCACAGGACAAACGGAUUGCAACAUUUAUCGAAAAAGUUGGACACCCCGAUGCUGAUUUGUGGUACCCCUACCGCCGUAAUACCUAUCGUGUUGGUGAACAGGCCGGUGUUUCUACCAAUCCUCGCAUUUAUCUUUAG
This is a messenger RNA of Lentinula edodes (shiitake mushroom), 441 nucleotides long. RefSeq lists its product as uncharacterized. The record is from RefSeq and is a predicted model, not a curated record. The coding region runs from base 1 to 441 and encodes 146 amino acids. NCBI's taxonomy places the organism in Eukaryota, Fungi, Basidiomycota, Agaricomycetes, Agaricales, Omphalotaceae. The transcript is spliced from 3 exons.